Molecule: messenger RNA, 603 nt
Organism: Pipistrellus nathusii (Nathusius's pipistrelle)
Lineage: Eukaryota; Metazoa; Chordata; Mammalia; Chiroptera; Vespertilionidae
Source: the annotation of a GenBank genome assembly
AUGGCCAAAGCCUACGACCACCUCUUCAAGUUGCUGCUGAUCGGGGACUCGGGGGUGGGCAAGACUUGUCUGAUCAUUCGCUUUGCAGAGGACAACUUCAACAACACGUACAUCUCCACCAUCGGAAUCGAUUUCAAGAUCCGCACCAUGGAUAUAGAUGGGAAGAAGAUCAAACUGCAAGUCUGGGACACCGCUGGCCAAGAACGAUUCAAGACGAUCACUACUGCCUAUUACCGUGGAGCCAUGGGCAUUAUCCUAGUCUACGACAUCACAGAUGAGAAAUCCUUUGAGAAUAUUCAGAAUUGGAUGAAGAGCAUCAAAGAGAAUGCCUCAGCUGGGGUGGAGCGCCUCCUGCUGGGGAACAAGUGUGACAUGGAGGCCAAGAGGAAGGUGCAGAAGGAGCAGGCCGAGAAGCUGGCUCGGGAGCAUGGAAUCCGGUUUUUCGAGACUAGUGCCAAGUCCAGUAUGAAUGUGGAUGAGGCUUUCAGCUCCCUGGCCCGGGACAUCUUGCUCAAGUCCGGAAGCCGGAGAUCGGGAAGCAAGUCCUCCGGCACUGACCUGAAGACCUCUGACAAGAAGAACAGCAAGUGCUCCCUGAGCUGA